This is a messenger RNA of Prosopis cineraria, 643 nucleotides long. RefSeq lists its product as uncharacterized. The transcript is spliced from 3 exons. Lineage: Eukaryota; Viridiplantae; Streptophyta; Magnoliopsida; Fabales; Fabaceae. The annotation marks the transcript as partial. The record is from RefSeq and is a predicted model, not a curated record. Gene Ontology annotation, molecular function: nucleic acid binding.
AUGGUUUCAGAUCGUGAUCCAAGGUUCACCUCAAACUUUUGGAAGGCGAUGAAUGAUGCUAUGGGUAGUUGGGACAAGCAUCUACUGUUAGCGGAAUUUGCCUACAACAACAGUUAUCAUUCAAGUAUUCAUAUGGCUCCAUAUGAGGCGUUGUAUGGUAGAAAGUGUAGAUCUCCACUUUGUUGGACCGAGUUGAGUGAAAGAAGCAUUAUAGGUCCAGACAUUGUUGACCAAACCACUCAAAAAAUUGAGAUGAUCCGACAAAAAUUAUUGACUGCUCAGAGUCGGCAGAAGAGCUAUGCAGAUAGGCGACGAAGACCUUUGACUUUUGAGGUAGGCGACCAUGUGUUUUUGAAAGUAUCACCAAUGACAGGCAUUGGAGGAGUUCAUGAUGUAUUUCAUGUCUCUCAAUUAAAGAAAUAUCAACCCGAUCCGUCUCAUAUAAUUGAACCUGAAGAGGUUGAGCUAAAGGAGAACAUGACAUAUCGAGUAGAACCAAAAAGAAUUGUGGAUGUAAGGGAGAAGCAAUUGAGAAAUAAGACCAUUCGCUUGAAGGUAUUCUGGAAAGGAAUGGCCCCUGGUAAUGCAACCUGGGAAACUGAGGAGAAGAUGAAACAUUCAUAUCCUCAUUUGUUUGAGCAAG